Drosophila rhopaloa is the source of this 2041-nucleotide messenger RNA. RefSeq lists its product as uncharacterized. The record is from RefSeq and is a predicted model, not a curated record. Gene Ontology annotation, cellular component: membrane. Lineage: Eukaryota; Metazoa; Arthropoda; Insecta; Diptera; Drosophilidae. The transcript has 5 exons. Bases 503 to 1375 code for a protein of 290 amino acids.
ACGAUUUUCAGUCCGCCAGCGAACGUUGUUGCGAUCACAACGUCUCAGUUCUCAGUUUCUUCGCUUCGCUGCUCAGCUUCAGAUUCUCAAUUCUCCAGCUCAGAUUCUUAUCCGGCGCGCGUGUGUGUGUGUGUGCAGUGUGCGUGUGUGCUGGACGCCGUGUCAGUGUGUUAGUGCUGGCCCGUUGCUAAAAUUAUUAUUUUUUUAACGAACGUUGUUCUUUUUUUUUUUUACUGUGCCUUCCAAACUGGUUGCUGCUCUUUUAACUGUGUAUUUGUGCAGCAGCAGUAGCAGUAGCAAGAAGAAGCAGCAAAAGAAUCUAGCUGCGGAAGAAGAAGAAGCAGAAGACGCAGAAGAUCACAGAUCAAAGAAGGAGAAGAAGAAGAAUAGUAGCAACUGUAGAUUGUAUAGUUUAUGCUAUUCGGAAAUUUUCGGUUGAUAAGUCCCGAAAUAUAACCGAAGCAGAGAUUGAUUUCGAAACAGGAAUCCGGAAUACACCACAAUGCCCUGCUCGGCCGUAACCCUAUCUAUAGCGACGAUCUGCGCGAUCAUCGCCACCGCCCUGCUGGCGAUCGCCUUCUCCACGGAUAAUUGGCUGCACUACGAUGUCUGGCGCAACCAGAUACAGUCCUUUGCCGCCAAACAUUCCGAUGCAGAUUUGCUGUUGCACAACAUGAAUGUGAAGUACUACUACUACACGAGGACACGAGGUCUGUUCAGGAUUUGCUAUCCCAAGGAGCGGCCGCCGGCAGCAUCGGUGCCCACCUAUCUGUCGCCGAUCGAGACGCACUGCUCGAACAUCGACUACUUCCCGCAGGCGGAGGACGAGAAGAUCGCCAACGAGGACGCCACCUCGCGCCUCCAUCUGGCCCGCUCCUGCAUUGCCCUGUUCAUCAUCAGCUUCGUGACCAUCUUCUGUGCCUUCUGGACCGGCCUCUCCGGCUGCUGGAAGCGCUCCUCGGGCGCCAUCACAGCCACCUCGAUUCUGUUGCUAGUCACCUGCCUCCUGGCCGCCGGCGCAAUGGGCCUCUGGCACACCGUCGAGUUCUUCGAGAAGGAGAAGGUAGUCGGAGAGGACUACUUCCAGCAGUGGAACACGGUCCUGCGCGACAAUACGAAGAUUGCCUACGACUGGUCGUACAUCGUGGCCUGGGCAGGAAUCGGGACCUGUCUCCUGGCGGCCAUCCUUCUAUCGGGAGCGGCCGUUUGUCUGCGCAACGAGCGCGAGAAGGAGGAGCAACUGAACCUGCAGUACCUGAUGCCAGUUUACUCGCAGAAGCAGCCACCCUAUCCGCCCUACGCCAACUAUGCCCAGCCGCAGAUUUACCCAGGACCCUAUUAUCAUGGCUCGCAGUACGGCCCCUAUAACUACUAGGUUAGGGACUGCUACUAGGAAAACCCGGAGCAAUCAGCAAUGGAAGCCGAGGAACACAAGCUUGAAUCAAACUCUCUGCGAGCAAUAUCAGCAUAGAAAUCACAAAUGACCAGGAGGGAACCUGGUUCUCCAACAUCCCCUCCCCAGUAAUCAAAAAACUUGGCGAUCAAAUAGAACAACCGCUAACGAAAUCUUAAAUUACAUUCUGACAAUGACAAUAAUAUAAAUCAUCAAUUUUUUUUUGACAAGAAUUUAGUUUGUAGUCUUUAUAGAGCUAUAAAAAUAUGCUUGUAUGUAUAACUGAUCGUGGGACUUGAGUCAAAGUUGCGUCCAAGUUUUUGGUGCGCGAAUUGUUUUCGCAUAGUUUUGCGCGAAAUAUCUUAGAAAGACGUCGGCAGAGUAUAUGGAUGGAUAUAUGUAUAUGUUGACCACGGCGAGAAGGCGAAUAAAAGACGAAACAAUAAAGAGUUAAUUUAUUGUAGCACGUAACGUACAUCUAGCGUAUCUAAAAUAAUAAUAAACAAAAUAUGUAUCUAAGCUAAAAGUUUCAUUGUACAAUGUAUAUGAAUGUAAUAAUGCGCGACAAGCUUCAAAUUGUCUUCCAAGUAUAGUGCAUAUUGUAUGUAGAGCUGUACGUUUAAUGAAUAAAAGUUUCUUACGUUAGAA